Molecule: messenger RNA, 288 nt
Organism: Besnoitia besnoiti
Lineage: Eukaryota; Apicomplexa; Conoidasida; Eucoccidiorida; Sarcocystidae
Exons: 1
Coding region: 1-288 (95 amino acids)
Source: RefSeq, a predicted model, not a curated record
AUGGAAACAAUCUCGGUGGUACCAGCACCAGACGCAGUUGUGAUGAAUCCUAGACUCAGAAACCCGCAGAGCGGCCGCGAACAGCACACGACGAACGGGACAGGCUCUGUGCUGAAUUCCUCCGCGGAUGGCCCAAGCCCUGCACGGUUCGACGCAGCUGGAUACGUCGGACAGAUCCCUCAGCCGCUUUGCCUCGCAGGAACGGGUGACAGCGAGGCGUGUGUCGUGCUAAGUUCAGCCAUCGGGUUUUCGUGGCUGAUCCCGCCGCUCUUCCUGAGCGGCCCAUGA